Molecule: messenger RNA, 3601 nt
Organism: Formica exsecta
Lineage: Eukaryota; Metazoa; Arthropoda; Insecta; Hymenoptera; Formicidae
Product: solute carrier family 12 member 9
Exons: 10
Coding region: 344-3187 (947 amino acids)
Biological process (GO): potassium ion import across plasma membrane; potassium ion homeostasis; chloride transmembrane transport
Cellular component (GO): membrane
Molecular function (GO): potassium:chloride symporter activity
Source: RefSeq, a predicted model, not a curated record
CUUGAAAAAAAUCGCUUAUCAAUGACGAAAAGAGAUUUUUCAGCUGUGUGUACACUGGAAGUCAUAUAUGCUUUAUCGCCUAAAGUUGGACAAUUCCACGUCGAAUGCGUGGGUUACAGUGCACCCCAUGCACUAUAAUUUAGAAGUUUUCAACUUCAGAUAUGAAGACGUAGACGGCGGCAAAUAUACCGCGAGUUUAUUAACCUCAAUUCGAGAUCGAAACACAAGUUUGGCAUUAGAGCGUUGGAUGCUCGAUGUAUGACAUCACAUUUGACGUAUGACUAAUUCGAUUAUAUGUCCUUUUAUAUUUUCUUACGCAUGCAAGUAAUAAAGCGAUUUUAAGAUGAUUGCGUCGGAAAUUGGCUCUACAAAUGCGGAUCCUGUGCACGUCAGGAUUACAAGUGAAAAAGCUCCGCUGAUCCAUGGUAGGGGUGUGCUUCAACGACUGAGUAAUAUUUUUAAAAUUGGGAGGACAGCUCAUACAGAGGGAGAUGGCUAUGUCGAGUUUGGGAAUCUUGGUGUGGAUGGCACUCGUACAUUGGGAACCUUUGCUGGUGUAUUUAGCCCAGUUACAUUAUCUAUGUUCAGUGCCUUAGUUUUCAUACGAAUGGGAUAUAUUGUGGGCAAUGCAGGAUUACUCGUCACUCUAGUUCAGUUUAUUAUAGCGUAUAGUAUUUUGUUAUUCACAGUUGCGUCUGUUUGUGCUAUUUCGACAAAUGGCGCCGUGGAGGGUGGUGGUGCUUACUUUAUGAUUAGUCGUACAUUAGGGCCUGAAUUUGGUGGCUCUAUCGGCACCCUCUUCUUUAUGGCCAAUAUAGUAUCCAGUGCACUUUGCAUCUCUGGAUGUGCUGAGGGUUUGGUCGAAAAUUUUGGUCCAUCCGGUUAUUUGAGCGGCAAUACUGGGCUUAUACCAGACGGCCGGUGGUGGAGAUUUUUAUAUUGUUCCGUGCUAAACACCGCUAAUCUUGUAGUAUGUCUUAUCGGAGCCGCAAUGUUCGCGAAAACCAGUGUCAUAAUUUUGGCGGUUGUCUGCAUCUGUCUAAGUAGCGUCUUUAUCAGUUUUUUGACACAAGGCGCGAUGGAGAUACCAAUACCAGAUGCGAAUACGUUGGUACAAAACUUAACAGAGCAUGUAAAUGGAAGUUACACAGGUCUACUAUCUUCUACGCUUUCUAGCAAUCUCUAUUCGAAUUACAGCGCCGAUUAUUCAAGCGGAGGCACCAUUACGAAUUUUGCGAGUGUGUUUGGUGUAUUGUUCAGCGGUGUAACUGGAAUAAUGGCUGGAGCCAAUAUGAGCGGUGAGCUGAAAAAUCCUGGACGGAAUAUUCCGCGUGGAACGUUAUCCGCGGUAUUAUUUACAUUUGUAUGUUAUAUUUUGCUGUCUAUAUUGACGGCCGCUACUACUAGCCGCUUUUUACUGCAAAAUAAUUUCAUAUACAUGAUGCCGAUCAAUAUUUGGCCACCAUUUGUCGCCGUUGGCAUUCUCACAGCGACUUUUAGCGCUGGUUUAAGCAAUUUGAUAGGUUCCAGCAGAGUAUUGGAAGCAUUGGCCAAGGACAAUGUAUUCGGUUCGGGAUUAAAUUUUAUAAUACAAGGUACAUGGCGCGGUAAUCCGAUAGCAGCGGUAUUAACUUCGUGGGUUUUGGUACAGACGAUUUUACUCAUCGGUUCAUUGAAUACUAUUGCUCAAAUUAAUUCGGUACUGUUUCUAUUAAGUUAUCUCGCUACCAAUCUUGCAUGUCUUGGACUGGAACUCGCUAGUGCACCAAAUUUUAGACCAACGUUUAAUUACUUUACAUGGCAUACGGCGACUAUAGGUCUCCUCGGGACGUUGAUAAUGAUGUUUGUAAUCAACAGCAUUUACGCUUCCAGCAGUAUAAUAUUAUGUUUAAUCUUAAUCAUCGUGCUGCAUUUAUUCUCGCCGAGUAAAAACGCUCCGUGGGGCAGCAUAUCUCAGGCGUUGAUAUUCCAUCAAGUCCGAAAAUAUUUGUUGAUGUUGGAUUCGCGCAAGGAUCACGUCAAGUUCUGGCGUCCGCAAAUGCUACUGAUGGUUGCGUCCCCGCGCUCCGCCUGUCCUCUCAUCGAUUUCGUGAAUGAUUUGAAAAAAGGAGGACUCUACGUUAUCGGACACGUGAAGGUCGGCGAAUUUGCCAGUCAGAAUACUGAUCCUACGAUAGAUGAAUAUCCGCACUGGCUAAGUUUAGUCGACCACAUGAAAGUUAAGGCCUUCGUCGAAUUAACAGUAACGAAAACGGUGCGCGAAGGCAUGCAACAUUUAAUAAGACUGUCCGGAAUGGGCGCGAUGAAACCGAACACGAUUGUUCUCGGUUUUUACGAUGAGGAAACGCCAAGGAACUUUUUCCUCGAUUCUCAAUAUGCGACGACGAUGUUUGAAAAUACCACGACGCUUCCGAAUAACGCUAUAUUCUCUCUGAGGCAAGCAACGGGUGAAAAGAAUCUGGACCUGAUCCAAUACGUUGGUAUGUGCUCGGAUAUUCUGAGAAUGAAGAAAAAUUUGUGUCUAUGUAGAAACUUCCAUCUGUUAAAUAAAGCACAGUUAACAAAAAAUUCAAAUCUGAAAUACAUUGACGUGUGGCCGGUUAAUUUCUUUCAACCGACCGAUCAAGAUCCAUUCGACACAACGUCGUUAUUCAUGCUUCAGCUUGCGUGCAUUAUUAACAUGGUACCCAAUUGGAAGAACUUGCAUCUCAGAGUAUUCCAUUGCGAAAUCGUGGAAGGCAGCGAAAGUCUAACUAUCUCAGAUUCCUGCAAUUCGAUGAACGAACAUCCGAGAAUCUCGAACGAGCACAGAAUACGGAAAUCGUUAAACUUGUUGCGAAUUUCUGCGUCAAUUAAAAGGAUUCCGGAAUGGGGAGAGCAAGUUCGAGGAUUAAAGGGCAGAUCUUUGCUUGAACCAAAAAAUCAAUAUGAACCAAGUACCGAGUCCAAUAGUGCUUUGAGUAACAUGUCCCGAGCUUAUAUAUUGGGCGUCAAUCAAUUGAUAAAACAGCAUUCCUCUCAAACUGCAACGACAUUUAUUUAUCUGCCUGCACCGCCAGCUUCGAGCACCUGGGACGAGGAUGACAUGUAUCGACAAUAUCUGCAGUUGUUGACGGAAAUGACUGUGGAUUUACCACCGACAGUUUUAGUACACGGUGUUAGCGCCGUCACAUCAACCACUUUAUAACAAAAAUAAAUAUGAAUAGGCAAUGUUGAAAAUCUUCUCGAUUGGUAAGGAGAAAAGACAUACAAGAGAAAUAAAUUAUGUGAUUAUAUUAAAUUAUAAUUUCUCUCGGUUAUUAAUUUAAGAGAAUAUUAUAAACAUAUCAAAUGCAUAAAAAGAAAUUGAAGAUACUUAUAAUUUAUUAUAUCUCUUAUUAUAUUAAUUAAUUAAUUAGACAAUUAUUUUACAAUAUAUAUAGUAGAAUAGCAUAUUGCGAAGCAAUAACUAUUGGAUUUUAGAUUAGAUAAUGUUAUCUGAUGUUCGAAAACAAGUUUAAUAUCUUAAGUACUAAAAUUUAUUACUGUGAUAACAAAUGUAUUAUAUAAGAGAUUUUUCAGAAACAAAUAUUUUUUAACAGUAAACGAUUUUAAAACACAA